Messenger RNA from Paramecium pentaurelia, 801 nucleotides. NCBI's taxonomy places the organism in Eukaryota, Ciliophora, Oligohymenophorea, Peniculida, Parameciidae. The record is from the annotation of a GenBank genome assembly.
AUGUAAAUAUUAGUUCUAUUACCCAUUGUCUACUUAGGUUAAACAUUAGAAUAAUGUGGAGUCAAACAAGAAUAAAUAUAAAUGUUCUUCUCAACCUAAGAAACAUUUGAAUGGAACUUAAAAGAUUUAUUUUCAGGAUCCUAUUUGAAUUACACAAUAUCAGCAAAAUAACCCUUCUUUACUUUUAAAAAACCUAUCCAUUAAGAAUAUAUACCUAAAUAGUUGAUAGAAGGUAUAAUAUGUUUUUAUUUUAGGUAUAUCAAAAAUUGUUGCCAUAUAAGCAAAGACUGAAUAAGGAUAGAGAGUAUGGUUAAAUUAUUUUGCUUUUAUAGAAAAAAGUGUAAAUUAGUUAUCGAUUUUCUAUGCUGAAGGGUAACUUUAUUUAAAUGAUAAAGUAGUACAUAAGGAGAUUAUAGACCACCAUAUUUUAAUUAUAAAAUAGUGUUUACUUAAAAUCAAGAUAUUUAAUGUUUAAGUUUAGAAUAUCUUAAUGAUACAUCAUUUUUAGCUGAUUGCUAUAAUUCUAUGAAAAAUCCAAUAUAAAAUUAUUUUUAUGUUGUAAGUAAAUCUGGUUCUGUAAGAAAUAUUAGUAAUCAGAAUUAAGAUGUGUAAAAUAUAAUUACAAAAAGAAUUACUAAAGUGAUACCAUUUGUUGAUGCUAAAAAGAAUCAAAUGAAAUUAAUGUUUAGAUCAACACCAGCAUAUGCAACUGGAUCAGACUUAAAAAUUAAUUCAUUAAUUCAAAUUUAUAAUAUAGAAACAUUUUAAAUAGUUAAUUAAUUAAAUAUUAAUUUAGUUUGA